Zonotrichia albicollis (white-throated sparrow) is the source of this 2607-nucleotide messenger RNA. RefSeq names its product ubiquitin conjugating enzyme E2 J2 (gene UBE2J2). Lineage: Eukaryota; Metazoa; Chordata; Aves; Passeriformes; Passerellidae. The record is from RefSeq and is a predicted model, not a curated record.
UUGGGCCGUGAGGGAGCCGCGGCCGCCGCUGCCCGCCCCGCCUGCUCCGCCGCCAUCGCGGCCCGGCCGCCGCUGCCCGCCUGCCUCCCUCCCUCGGCCGCGGGCAGGAGGGGCCGCCCGGGGCCUGGCGGCCGCGGAGAGAUGAGCAGCAGCAGCAAUAAGAGAGCCCCCACCACAGCCACGCAGAGGCUGAAGCAGGAUUACCUGAGGAUCAAAAAGGAUCCAGUGCCUUACAUCUGUGCUGAGCCCCUGCCCUCCAACAUCCUGGAAUGGCACUACGUGGUGCGAGGGCCUGAGCUGACCCCGUAUGAAGGUGGAUAUUACCACGGAAAAUUAAUAUUUCCUCGAGAAUUCCCUUUCAAACCCCCCAGUAUUUAUAUGAUCACCCCCAAUGGAAGGUUCAAGUGCAACACAAGGCUCUGUCUGUCCAUCACGGAUUUCCACCCGGACACCUGGAACCCGGCCUGGUCCGUGUCCACCAUCCUGACGGGGCUGCUCAGCUUCAUGGUGGAGAAGGGGCCCACCCUGGGCAGCAUCGAGACCUCCGAGUUCACCAAAAGGCAGCUGGCUGCACAGAGCUUAGCAUUUAAUUUAAAAGAUAAAGUCUUCUGUGAGCUCUUCCCUGAAGUGGUGGAGGAGAUGAAGCAGAAGCAGAAGGCGCAGGACGAGCUGAGCUCCAGGCCGCCGUCGCUGCCGCUGCCCGACGUGGUGCCGGACGGGGACGCGCACCUGGGGCACAACGGGCACGCUGCCCUGCUGCAGGGGCAGCACGCGGCCCUGGCGCCCGGGCACGCCGGGGGGCUGCAGCAGCCCCCCAGGAACCACGGACUCUUGGGGGGAGCCCUGGCGAACUUGUUUGUCAUCGUGGGCUUCGCCGCCUUCGCCUACACAGUCAAGUACGUGCUGAGGAGCAUAGCCCAGGAGUGAGAGCCUGCAGAGACCAAAUGUGCUGGGCUGGGGGUGAGCGGGGCUCCUCGGGGGGGAGAUGUGGGGUUUGGCCCUGCCGGGGCCGUGCUGGGCUCGGGGAACGUUUUGGCUUGUAGAGUUCUGCUCCAUCUGUGGUGUCAACAGUGAAGAUCUUCAGCCAAGUUUUAUUCUGUUGAGUUUUCACUUCAGGAUGAAUGGGACUCUUGGAAUGGGACUCUUGGGGUGGAAAAUUAGGGGUUUUGCCCUUCCUUGGGUCAUGGUGGGGCUUGGUGAGACACAUUGAUUUGUAGAGUUCUCCUCCAUCUGUGGUUUGAACAUUGAAGAUCUUCAACAAAUUUGACUCUGUUGACUUUUCAAUUCAGGGUGAAUGGGACUCUUUGGAAUGGGGCUCUUGGGGUGGAAAAUUUGGGGUUUUUUGCCUUUCCUGGGUUGUGGUGGGGUUUUGGGUUCAGAAGUCAAAGCAUUGUUGGGGAGCCCUUUGAUUUGUAGUUCUCCUUCAUCUGUGGUUUUAACAUUGAAGAUCUUCAGCCAAUUUUGACUCCAUUGAGUUUUUCAUUCAGGAUGAGUGGGACUCUUGGAAUGGGACUCUUGGGGUGGAAAAUUUGGGGUUUUUGCCCUUCCUUGGGUCAUGGUGGGGCUUGGUGAGGCCUGUUGAUUUGUAGAGUUCUCCUCCAUCUGUGGUGUGAACAUUGAAGAUCUUCAACACCUUUGACUCUGUUGAAUUUUCACUUCAGGAUGAAUGGGACUCUUGGAAUGGCACUCUGGAAUGGGACUCUUGGGGUGGAAAAUUUGGGGUUUUUGCCCUUCCUGGGUUGUGGCGGGGUUUUGGGUCUUGCUGCUGGUGAGAAGACAAAUUUAUUGGUUUUAUUGUCCCAAGAAUUGGUUUUAUUGUCCCAAAAAUGGGGGUUUGUGUCCCAAAAUCCAGCAUGUGGGGCUCUGGGGAUGGAGGGAACAGCACCUGGGGAGGGAAAAAUUCCAAUUUUGGGGUGGGAAUAACCAAGGAGCUCCUGCAGAGCAGCUGGGUCAGAGGAAAACCCCAAAUGUGGUUCCACUUGAUUCAGGAUUUGCUUUAAUUCUUAAAAAACCCAAAAUUCCUUUGGGAUUCAUCUGCUGAGGUAAGACCUUAAAUUUUGUUUAAAACCAUCAAAACCCUAGCCCUAUUUUUUUGUUUUUCCCCUAAAAAUUUGUUGCAUUUAAACCCCAAAAUUCCAAUUCUUUGGAAUUCCCUGGAUUUGGAGGAAGGUUUGUGGGAUCCCUGUGGAUUCCAGGAUUUGGGAAUGGAAUUUUUAUUCCCAUUUUUUGGGGUUAAUUUGUGUUUUCCUGGGAAUUCAGCUUUUCCCCCAAAGAAAAAGAAAAAAUUAAAUUUCAACUUCUCCCUCAGGAUAAAAUCUUGGGAUAAAUCCUUGAAAUUGCAGCUGUAAUUCUAUGGAUUUAAAAGUUUUGGAAUUUUCCCCAGAAUCUUUAUUUUUAAUAAAAAUUCCUGGAUUUUGGGGGGAUUUUCCCCUUUUUCCUGGAUUUUCCAAGCUCAGAGGAGUGGGAAUGGCUGCGUUUUAAAGUGAUUUAUUCAUAAUAAAAAUCCAUAAAAAAACGACUUUGUGGGACUUCUUUGGGGAAUAAAAUUCCAUGGGGAAAAAAUGGGAUUUGGGAUAUUUCAGUUCAUAAAUAAAAUAAUGAAAAAUA